Aedes albopictus (Asian tiger mosquito) is the source of this 2316-nucleotide messenger RNA. RefSeq names its product another transcription unit protein (gene Atu). Gene Ontology annotation, molecular function: RNA polymerase II C-terminal domain phosphoserine binding. The record is from RefSeq and is a predicted model, not a curated record. Gene Ontology annotation, cellular component: nucleus; Cdc73/Paf1 complex. Bases 133 to 2235 code for a protein of 700 amino acids. The transcript has 3 exons. Gene Ontology annotation, biological process: transcription elongation by RNA polymerase II; positive regulation of transcription elongation by RNA polymerase II. NCBI's taxonomy places the organism in Eukaryota, Metazoa, Arthropoda, Insecta, Diptera, Culicidae.
CGAUUUUGACGGAAAACUGUGUGCAAGCUACGCGGUGGUAGAAUUGUUGUUCCAAACUACUAAAUUUUCUCAUUUUUUUCUGAAAUUUCGUUGAUUUGGAGUACAGAAAAACUAAUUUAGGUUUCCUGCGACAUGGGGCGAAAGCGGGACAGUGAAGGAUCUGGCUCCGAUUCCGACUCGAGUCGUGGCAGCCGAAGCCGUAGCGGCACACCACAGGUCGCUCCCACUCCGGGCUACUCUCUGGACCACCACGAUUCCAGAUCCAACUCGCCGCAGGCCAAUCGUUCCCGGUCCGGAACGCCACAGAAUCGCAGUCGAUCCAACUCGGCCGGCUCAAAUCGGUCCCGUUCGGGAUCCCGGCAGUCCGGUAAAUCGCGUUCCGCUUCACGCUCACAAUCGCCGGCAGGAUCGCAACGGUCCCGGUCCGGUUCGGCCAGAUCGCGUUCGGGAUCGAAAAGCCCCGCCGGAUCGCAGCGCUCCGGAAGAUCUCGUUCCCGUUCGCAGGCAUCGGCCGGCAGUGCCAAGUCCCGGUCUCGCAGUGGCACUCCUGCAAACCGGUCCAGAAGCGGUACGCCAGUGAAUAGAUCGCGCAGCGGAAGCCCUGCUCGGUCUCGGAGUGGAUCGCGAUCGAGGUCGGCUUCUCCGGCAAAAUCCCAAUCGAGUCGUAGAUCCCGUUCCCGAUCACGCAAAUCUGGCUCUCGCUCGCCGUCACAAGCCAAGUCCCAGAGAUCCAAAUCCGGAUCCCGUUCCCCGUCGAAAAGUGGCCGAAGUCGUUCCGGUUCCGCCGACUCAGAUGUGGGAGAAAAACGCAAACGAGCCGUGAUUUCCAGCGAUUCUGGUUCCGAAGGAGAGAAGGUACAGACAAAAAAGAAAAACAAGCUUAUCGAUUCCGACUCCGAUGAGGCAUCUGAUCGAGGUGGUGGUGAGCCGGAGAAGGCAAAGGAUAGCGUGACCGCCGAUGCUCUUUUCGGUGACGCCGAUGACAUCAGUUCGGAUGAAGCUUCCGAACGGGAACGGGAUGAGCUAGACGAUUUGGAAGAUGACCAGAAGAAGGAAAGCGAUCGGGAGCGGUCACGGAGUCGGAGCAGAUCACGAUCGAGAUCCAGAUCCAGAUCGCGAAGUCGAGGCAGUGAUCGGCGAUCCUCCGAUGAGGAAAGAGGUGAAGGAUUGGCAAGAUUUGACGAGCCAAAAGAACCGGAACCAGAACCAGAGCCAAUCCCAGAGACCAGAAUCGAUGUUGAAAUUCCAAGAAUUGUCACAGAUCUUGGUCGAGACUUGCAUUUCGUAAAGCUUCCCAAUUUCCUUUCCGUGGAAACUCGUCCAUUCGAUGUGGAGACUUACGAAGAUGAAAUUGACGAAGAGGAAACCUUGGAUGAGGAAGGUCGACAACGUUUGAAGCUGAAGGUAGGAAACACAAUCCGUUGGCGGAACAAUAUCGACGAUGAAGGAAAUGGAAUUCGGGAAACUAAUGCCCGCUUGGUUCGGUGGUCCGACGGAAGUAUGAGUCUGCAUCUAGGGUCUGAAAUUUUCGACGUCUACAAGCAGCCACUGCAAGGUGACCACAAUCAUCUCUUCAUUCGCCAGGGUACUGGUCUGCAAGGUCAGUCAGUGUUCCGGACCAAGCUCACCUUCCGACCACAUUCGACGGAAUCGUUCACUCACAAGAAGAUGACCAUGUCGCUCGCCGAUCGGUCGACCAAAACGUCCGGAAUCAAAAUCCUCACCCAGGUCGGGUUCGAUCCGGAUGCAAAUCGGAAAGAAAACAUCCGUAAGGAAGAGGAAAAACUCCGAAUGGCCAUGCGAGCGAAACCCACUGGAACGAGCAAAUCAAGCAGCCGGAAGCGGGAUUCCGGUGCCAAUGCAAACAGCUCAUAUCAACACGAUGAAGGUUCGGAUGACGAGGGUGGCAUUUCAAUCGCUGCCAUCAAGAACAAAUACAAGGAUGACCGCUCGAAACCGAAACAGGGAGCCGCGAUCUAUUCGUCGGACGAAGAUGGCUCCGACCUGGACAUGGGUCGCAAGAAAAAGAACGUUGACAAGAAGAAGGUGCUUAAGGCGCUGGGAGAUUCCGAUGACAGCGACGAAGGUUCAGCCCAUUCUGGUUCCGGAUCCGGUUCGGGCUCUGGUUCUGAUCGUGGAUCUGGCUCCGGUUCUGGUUCAGAGGCCGGAUCAGGCAGCGAGAAAAGUGGAGGAGAAAAAUCUGGUGGAGGUGGCGGUGAUGAAAGUGACGAGUAAUUCAAAAGAAAUUACAUCUUUGUAUCAAUUCUAAUACGCUAAGAAUUCAAUAAAGCUAGAUCUUAUUCAUCCACAAAACUA